Messenger RNA from Meyerozyma guilliermondii ATCC 6260, 480 nucleotides. RefSeq lists its product as uncharacterized. Lineage: Eukaryota; Fungi; Ascomycota; Pichiomycetes; Serinales; Debaryomycetaceae. Gene Ontology annotation, biological process: Rho protein signal transduction. Bases 1 to 480 code for a protein of 159 amino acids. The record is from RefSeq and is a predicted model, not a curated record. Gene Ontology annotation, cellular component: cytoplasm; cytosol; membrane. The transcript has a single exon. Gene Ontology annotation, molecular function: Rho GDP-dissociation inhibitor activity; protein binding.
AUGACGAAAACUAGAGAAGAGCUUAUAGCCGAGUUUCAGAACGACGACUUGGAAUUGUGUGCGAUGACCAUUGCCAUUGAUGGCCAUGACCAGCCUCUCCGGUACUCACAAGAUAUGGAUGAGAUGCCCCAACGGCUCCAUUUUGUUCUUCCUGAAAAGAGCACCUAUACCUUGACAAUUCGCUACCGAGCCAAGAGACCAAUUCGUCUGCUUGGGUAUCACCAGGUUGUGAAAAAACAUGGAAUUCCAUUUGAUACAAGAAAAUUGCCCAUUGGUGACAAUAUCGUGCCCAAUACCGACGAUAAUCCCUACCAUGAAGUGACAUUUCCACCUCAUACGCUUCCUAGUGGUUCAUUAGUCCGGGGAAAGUACCCAGCAACUUCUACGUUUCUUGAGAACGGGAAGGCUAUUUUUUCGUGUGAGUGGAUCAUCGAGAUUGUCAAAAGAGACAGGCAGCCGGAAUCCAAGGGCUUUGACUAG